AUGGCCUAUCCAUAUUCGGACAACCUCUACUCGAUGGUCGACGAUGAGUCGGAUAUCGAGUUUGCUGACGACGAUGGCCUGAAUCAGCCCGAGCUCGGCAGCCAGAUCGGCAGCCAGGGGACGUCCCAAUAUCCACAAGCUGGUCUAGAAGGCGACGGACCCGGGGAGAGCUCAGAUGUCGACGACGAAGAGGCCCAAGUCCUCUCCCCAGCCGAUGGGUACUUCCACGCGGCGCCUUCUGUUUCAUCCCACGCGGCACCGGUUGCUGCUGCUGCUGCUGCUGCUGCUGCUGCUGCUGCUGCAACGUCAUCCAAUGUGCCCUACAUACCGAACGUCUGGGUUGACGACCCGUCUCUCUCACAGCGGACCACGGCCGAGAGCAAGGCACGUGAGGCGGACGAGGAACGGCUAGCAAACAGAGAUCCCUUUGCCGCUGCCCCGUCAGACUAUUCGUUUCAGCCAGCCCCGGCUUCUAGAGCCACCUCAUCGUCCAUCUACUCCUCGCCGCCGUCCCGUUCGGCUCCUAGCUCGGCCUAUCAUCGCCCAGACUCAGCCGUCUACAACCAGGCGUCGUCGUCGUCGUCGUCGUCGUCAACGGCUUCGUACUCUCGAUCGACAGCGCCAUUCUACCCACCUCUUACUCCGCGUCGGGUUGCGUACAACGAGCGCUCAUUCUUCUCGCCCAGGGAGGCCCCGCCCGCAUAUACUCCGUCGCCUACCUCACCGACGAGCUCCCGGCAAGGCAGCGACAGCUCCACGAGACCCUACGGUACCUUUCCCCAGACCAUCAUCCACUCACCUGAAGUCAUGGGCACCUCCCAAGAAUCAGAGCUUCUUUUAGCUCACGACCCUGAGAGCAUGGUGGGGCAUUCCGAGACACGCCCAACUGAGAUAGUCCCUCUGUGGAGGGAUCGUAUAAAGAGACGCCUAUCAUCCCGGAACGUGAGAAAAUGGAAAGUAUUGUUGCUCGGACUGUUUGCUAUUCUCAUGGCAGCCGGCAUUCUCACGAGUCUCAUUGCCGGAAUGGAUCAGGUAAGUUCAUUUCAUCCUGUUAGCCCCAACGAAGAUACCGGCGCCACCCCUGAGCAGCCUCACACGGGUUAUCCUGAGCUUGACGAUAGAAAAUUUCGUUGGCAAUCACCAAUGUGCAAAGAUACUCAGAUCGAGCGUUCUACGCAAACCUUCGGCCUUUCCUUUGAUGCCGAUGCCGAAAAGCAAUUCACUUUCCUCCAAGACGUCACCAAGGAAGGAGGCCACUAUGACCAUGAUAUCCACGUCCAAGGAACAGUCAUCGUCCGCAGUACCGGGUAUGGAACGCCCGGCUCGUCUGUCGUCGUCGAAACCAUUGUCAACCACGACAGCCUCAACCUCAUCACCGAGUGGGAUGCCGAAAAGCAGCGGCUGGCCGUGCUUGUACCUCGCGGCGUCUCCUGGACUGAAACCAAUUCGCGGCCCUGCAUGAAGAUUCAAGCCACCGUUUGGGUUCCCAGGGAUGCGGUCCUGGAAAAACUCGACAUCCAAACCAUCCAUCUCGACAUCAAGCUAAUGGACAACCUGUCGCUCAAAGUGUUACAAGCAACAAAUCUGGCGAGUGUUGUUGGCUCUAUCACCGCUGCAUCCUCGGGUAGUUAUUCCCAUGACGAAAAACUUAUUGAUAUCGGCUCCCCCGUCACAUUCAACCUGGAUUCGCGCAAAAUCGAGGUAGAGACCAUUUCAGCUUCGAUCAGGGGAUCUUGGCCAUUGUAUGACUAUCUGGGAAUUCGUACUACGUCGGGCACCAUCAAAGUGUCCAUCGAACCAAAGGAGGUGGACAAGGAGACCCUAAACCCAGCCGCACUUUAUCUCAAGUCCUUGUCUGGGGACAUCGAAUUUCGGGAACCCAUUUUUGCCGCAACAGAAGCCUUUUCGGCUUCACACUCUUUGGCCCAUGAUCAAGCUGGUUACAGACAGGCUGAAGCAACUGUACCGCCUCGGGAUUACCGCGUCGAAGUCCACUCAACGAGCGGGCACUUGAAAGGCUCUGUCGCCUUCAGUUCCACUGCUUUGAUCAAGUCGACAAGUGGUGGGAUCAACGUCGACAUGCUCCCAGUCCUCGAUUCUUCGCUGGCCGAAUCUGGCGGCAAGAAUAUCUACUUGAAGACAACGACCACCAGCGGCACCACCGAUAUCACGAUUCUGGACCCGCUGUGGUUUGACGGUAUUAAGGGGAUAUAUGUCGAUUUGCCUUCCGCGCCGUCGCCUCCUGCUCCCCCGUCUCCACCCUCGCCGCCCUCUGCCCCCUCACGACCUGCUGGAGUUCCUGGGGCCGAAGGAGAAGAUCAGCCCGAUUAUUCUUCUAUUGGAAAGAUUGAUGUCUCUGCUCUGCGCUGUCUCUAUAGCGAGCAUAUCACGACUUCAGCCGACAUCCGCUUGCAAUACCCGGCAUCGUGGGAAGGUGACAUCGCGCUGGAGACGAUGAGCGGGAGCCUCUCUGUAUAUGGUAAGGACGUCAGGAUUGUCAAGUCUCGCAACGAUUGGGGGGGCAUUGGCAAGAGCCUUUUUGCCCGAAAGGGUGAUGGGGGUGGCGGUGAAGUUUCGGCCAAGGCAACUUCUGGGAAUGUGAAAAUUCUGGUCGGAUCUCCUUGA
Molecule: messenger RNA, 2625 nt
Organism: Lasiosphaeria miniovina
Lineage: Eukaryota; Fungi; Ascomycota; Sordariomycetes; Sordariales; Lasiosphaeriaceae
Exons: 3
Coding region: 1-2625 (874 amino acids)
Source: RefSeq, a predicted model, not a curated record